Messenger RNA from Acanthopagrus latus (yellowfin seabream), 1391 nucleotides. RefSeq lists its product as uncharacterized. The record is from RefSeq and is a predicted model, not a curated record. NCBI's taxonomy places the organism in Eukaryota, Metazoa, Chordata, Actinopteri, Spariformes, Sparidae. The transcript has 5 exons. The coding region runs from base 231 to 866 and encodes 211 amino acids.
CUGAGUUCCAGUUGAUAACUGUAGAGUGAGAGAUAUGACAGCAAUUAGGAACAGGCACCACAGAAGCAAAGACUGCAGUGAGAUCAGCAUUUAUUCCAACCUCACAGGUUCCCCUUUCCUGUUUAAUAACGAGUUCAGCAUCAGAAUGAGCUGUUUGUGACUUAUGUAGGGUACCACUGGUGUCUGUGAUCCAGUUUUGAACACACCGCGAGUGGAGCAGAAACGCUGAGAUGUCAGGUAGCAGCGUCAACAUCUUCAUCAUCUUCACAAUUCAUCUGAGCUUCAUCCUCCACCCAAGCCAUGGCUUUGAGGUGAUUCAGCCAGACUACCAGACUGUAAACUCAGACCGGUUAGCUUCCAUCAGCUGUGAACACACCGCAAACGUCACUUCUGUGGAAGAUGUUCGACUCAAUGGAAUACCACUGACAGGCACUCAAAAAAAGUUGCUCUGCCAGAAGGGAAAGGAUGACUGUGAGAACAUCAUCAUGCAUCUAGAGAAUCCCAAUAAGUGUCUUUUCAUCAUAUUGAACAUCGGGCCAGAGGCCAUGAAAAUGAAAUACCAGUGUGAGUUCACAGUGAAGGAAAAUGGUCUAGAUCGCACCGAAACUGGGGCACCAACCACACUACUGCCAGGUGACAAGGAAGCGGUCUCUACACCUCAUCCUUCUCCUCCUACUCCUCAGUUUGAUCACUUGAGGUGGAUUCUGAUUGGUCUGCUGGCUCUGAUACUCCUGUACAGCUGUAUCGUCACCUCCUUCUACAUCAGACUGAGGUUAAGCAACGGAGGCCCAGAGAACUCCACCUAUGUAGUCAUGAGGAAAGCUCCUCUGCCAAGGAAUCCAGCUUUCGACGUUUAUUGCAGUUAGCAGAGUCAUCCCUCAUCACCUGCCUCAUGCUGGAUGUAAUGAGAUGGAAAACAUGGACAUCUCAGGAGGAAAUUUGGAACCAUUAUGAGACUGCUUUUCUCAUGCAGCUGGUAUUCUAGUUUCUAUUCUAUGCUCUAUUUAGCUUUGCAUCUCAUCUCUUACAUUACAUGAGUUUUAACAGCAGGGUGAGACAAAGACUGUUCGAAGAGACUGUUACUGUUAUCUCUGCUUUUACAGUUGUAUGUAAAUGACACCAUGGUAUGAUGCAUGAUAUAUUUUCUUUAUGGUUAUGUACAAUGAAUUGUUAAUAUUAACAUUUUCAAUGUUUCCAACAUCCAUCUUGAAGGAAACUAAUGCUUACACUCAGUGAUGUGUAUCUCUAUUUAUCUGCUGACUGCUACUUCAAUAAUUCUAUUCCAUUUUUUUCCUGAUUCAGAUUUUGUAUUACAAUUUAUUCCUUAAUUAUAAUAAUUUGCAUUAUUCUUUGUGUUUAUGCACUUGCACAUUAAAGUUUGAUAACUAUUA